Molecule: messenger RNA, 2430 nt
Organism: Oryctolagus cuniculus (rabbit)
Lineage: Eukaryota; Metazoa; Chordata; Mammalia; Lagomorpha; Leporidae
Source: RefSeq, a predicted model, not a curated record
GCCACCCUCGUCCUGACUGCCCAGCCCCGGCCUUCCUGCAUCCCGGCCUCGCGAGUGCGGGACGCGGCUGACGCAUCGGCUCUCGCUGAGCUGCCCCGGUUCGGGAACCCGGCGGCGGCGGCGUCCGUGACGGGAAGCCCACUGGCCAGGUAAGACACCUGCUCUGACUUGAGUUUCCUCAUCUGAAAUGUGAGGGACUGUCAGGCACUUUGCGACGGCUGCUGAUGGCUCACCAGGCUCUGUGGCGCUUAUGGCCUUGUUCUUAAGUUUUACAGAGUUAAUAGAGUGGAGACAACCUUGCUGAAGAUGAAGAAUAUACAAUAUUAGAGGAAAUUUUUUUCUUCUUUCUUUCCUUUUUCUUGUCUUCAGUUCCCACUUUUCAAUCAAGUCUGUUUCAUCAGAAAUGUUUUUUACAAUCUCAAGGAAAAACAUGUCCCAGAAAUUAAGUUUACUGUUACUGAUAUUUGGACUCAUUUGGGGCUUGAUGCUGCUGCACUAUACUUUUCAACAGCCCAGACCUCAGAGCAGUGUCAAGUUACGUGAGCAAAUACUAGACUUGAGCAAGAGAUACGUUAAAGCUCUGGCAGAAGAAAAUAAGAACGUGGUGGAUGUCGAGAAUGGUGCUUCCAUGGCAGGAUAUGCGGAUCUGAAAAGAACAAUUGCUGUCCUGCUGGAUGACAUUCUGCAACGCUUGGUGAAGCUGGAGAACAAAGUUGACUAUAUUGUUGUGAACGGCUCAGCAACCAACACGACGAAUGGUGCUGGUGGGAAUUUAGUGCCAGUCACCACCAAUAAAAGGAUCAAUGCAUCGGGCAGCGUGAGAUAGCACUUGAAGAUUCCGUGUGCUGCUCCAUCCACUGUGGGCUGUAUCCUGUCGCAGAAAAGCUUUGUAAUCGCUGGUUAGCACAGAGUAAGACUUGACAAUUAAAAGCUCUACGUGUUUCUAAGGAACAUGCUGGAUUCAUGGAACUCUAAUUCUGUAUAUAAAGUUUUCAGUGUUGUUAGUUUGCUUUCAGGCAAGUCUCUUCAAUGCUGUAUUAUAUCCCUAGAGGGAAUUUGACAACAUGGUUGAUGUAGGAAGCAGAUAGGUGAUCUUUGUAUAAAUCUUGUUUUUGAGAUCAAACAGAGACAAAAACACUGAAAGACAUGGAUUUAUUUCUGUAAAAUAUUUAUUUAAGUAUAUGACAUGUGUUUCAGACCAGUUGAGAAUAUGGUUAUUGACUCAUUCUGUCAUUUGUUAAUAGAUGUAACAGACUAAGGCUAUUAGAACACGUGCUUACGUCUAGUACUGUAUUUUGUUACUUAGAUUAUGAGCAGAAAAAGGAAAUAUAAUGUUGAAAAGGUUUUGAAAUCAUGACCCAAAGAAUGUCUUCACUUGCACUAUCCUUCAAAAUAAUGGAAGUUACUUAAUGUAUAUUUUAAAAAAUUACAUUUGCAAGAUUAUAAUCUUGUAAAGGGUAGCAGCCACUGUCCGAAGAGUAUUAGUAUUCUAAAAGUUGGGGCAAUUUAAUAACAUUAAUACAGCAAUCUAAUCUCAUACUUAAAGUUUUCUUACUUAACAUUGUGAAGAAUAAGAGAUAUUUUUAUGAUGAGAUUAUAAAUAACUAAAAUAUUCAUGAUUUUUCAUAUUCAUGAAUGUUAACUGAAAAGUUUAACUCCUUGAGUAUCUGUGCUGUCAGGAAAGCACAUUUCCAUAUUUGGGUACAUUUUGCUUUCAUUCUGUUGGUUGGGGAGGAGGGCACUGAGAUUUUAGGGAGACCAGGACUCUUAGGACUUGAUCAAAACGUAUAUAAUAAAAGUAUUUGUACUCCAUUAAAGUGCUCGGGAAAUGUUAAUAUUAUACAAGAGUGUCCAGCUUUAUGAAAUUUUGGAUAUGUAUUACAGGUCCAUUAGAUAACUCAUUUUAUACAAUGACCACUUAAAAUAAUUAAGAACAUUUAAACUAUAAAUUGUGAAGAUUAACUGUCUUUUCAGGAAAACAGCUACUGUAUAUAGCACAAGAAAUCCUAAUCUUGGGUAAUUCCAGUAUAGAACACUCUAUUUAAAAUUUCCUUUAGCAAAUUUAAUUGCCAUAUGGUGCCCUAUAUUUCAUAGUAUUUAUUCUCUAUAAAAACUGCAUAAGUGCAGCUAGCUUCUAGAUUUAGACUAUAUUGAAUUUAGUUUUGGAUAUUGUUCAUUAUUAUAAUGUGCUACCAAAUGUAGUAGCAAUAAUUACAAUAUUUUAUUAAAAUAGCUAUGAGAAAAUAUUGUUUCAUGAAAGAUGGUUUUCCAAACUGUCUUCUCUGUACUCAACCUUUAUGUGAAGAAAUCAAUUAUGUACUGUUGCCAGUAAAGUUCAGAGUAAUUGUUGAGUCUCUCUAUUAGAUGUUUUUAUUUUUUUGUUUUUGUUUUCAGGGAUCAAAUAAAAAUAUAUUAUUUGUAUUCAAAAAA